Molecule: messenger RNA, 2269 nt
Organism: Thunnus maccoyii (southern bluefin tuna)
Lineage: Eukaryota; Metazoa; Chordata; Actinopteri; Scombriformes; Scombridae
Gene: rassf3
Product: Ras association domain family member 3
Exons: 7
Coding region: 370-1617 (415 amino acids)
Biological process (GO): signal transduction
Cellular component (GO): cytoplasm
Source: RefSeq, a predicted model, not a curated record
AUGACGUCUGUCACUCAAAUGUAACUAUAGGUCGUUUUUGGUGUUUUUAACAAUACAUCAUUAUUAGAUUUACAUAUGAAAACAGUUCUGAGUUCUUCUACCACUAUCAGGACCAACAUUCCCAGUUAGAGAAAAGGUGAAAAUAAAACAAGACAGAGAGGAUGAGGAGGAUGUUCAGUUUCAGGGGCCCCAGAGUUUGCCUGGGGCCCCCAAAUCAGUAAAUCCGCCCCUGCCUGCACACCUCCGACCGCCUCAACCUGCUUACCGACAACAAACACGGCUCAUCACAAGCCGUCUCACCUGCUGUGUGUCACUGUUUAAAACACCUGUACCGACCUGUUACGCAGCAGAGUAUGAGGAGCGUGCGUAAUGUUUAACGUCGUGCACCAGGGUCGGAAAUACGCCCCCACGCGCUCCUCGGUGCGGGAUGACUCUCCGUUAACCGUCCAGGCUGUUCAUAUCAUCAGCACCCCGGUUAGACUCAGCGAUCCACCGGAGGCGACGUGGCCGCCACCGGGCGCCAAGAUGCGGAUGUCCAAGGGCGCCGUGGUGGUGAGAGCUGACCGGCGGCACGCGUCUCCUCAGCCGGCCAGUCUGGAGAGCCUGGAAGCGGCUUGGAGCGAGAGAGGACACCCGGAGAGGAGUAACGGCGAGGCGGACGGACUGGAGGAUCACGGAGGAGGGCCGCCCCGGGGCAGGAAGAAGGGGUUCAGACCUCCCGAUGUGAGGACCAUCUUCUCCCCCGAGGAGAGGGACCCCAGGGUGAAGCAGGAGUCCGGGGAGGGUCACACCUUCCUGCCCAGCUGGGAGAGCAGCUGGUGUGAUGUGUGCUGCCACUACAUCUUCCAGGAUGGUUUCACCUGUGCAGGUUGUAAGUACACGUGUCACGCUGCUUGUCGGGACAAAGUGUCGUUGGACUGUCAUCCUGCAGCUUCGCCCGUCAGCCAGGACCAGCUCAACAAUAACAACACACAGCUCCAUGAUGUGGAGAAGGAGAGAAAGUUGCGGACCGAGUUCAGCAGGGAGGAAAUCAGGCAGAAGAUCGAGCUGUACAACUCCCUGACCAAAGACCACCUUAAAAUGACACUUGGUCAUACUGGUGUGUAUACUGGUUUCAUCAAGGUCCAGAUGGACCUGAGGAGGCCGGUGACGAUGCGGGGGGGUCAGAGAGGAGCAGGAGGAGCCGUGAUGCCGGAGGCCUUCUAUCUGCCCAAAGGAGUCACCAACACCCUCCACAUCAGCUCCAAUAACACCGUCAGACAGGUGAUCGUCGCUCUGCUGAACAAGUUCACAGUUGCGGACAACCCGGCCAAAUACGCUCUGUACAAACGCUACAGCACGGAGGAGCAGGUGUACAUGUGUAAGCUGGCGGAUGGCGAGCAGCCGUUGUUCCUUCGUCUGGUGGCGGGACCCGACGACGACAUGCUCAGCUUCGUACUGAGAGAACAACAGACCGGAGAAGUCAUGUGGGAUGCGUUCUCCAUCCCCGAGCUACGCAACUUCCUGCGGAUCCUCGACAAGGAGGAGGAAGAGCAGAGGGAGGCGGUGAUUCGCCGCUAUGAGACCUACCGCCAGAGACUGCAAGAGGCACUGAGGGAGGUCAGAGGCCCCUCUUAGAGGAUUAACCUCCAUAAAACAGAACUACUUUACCCCCCCCCACCCCCAGAGGGACGGAAGAGGUGUUUAUUUUUACCUCCUCAGAGGAUAAAAAUAGUGUACAUUUUGACGGAGAGAGGGAUGUGAACGCAGAUCGAGAAGAGAGGAUCCAGCGCCUGAAAGAAGGGAUGAUGCAGACAGACAGAGGGAUGAUAUGACAAGAGGACAGGAAACAAAAAAGGAAAAAAGGACGGCAAGCAAAAAAAAAAAAAGACGCCUGAACGGACAAAAUUUGGAUUUACUGGAGUUUGUUUCAGCCUGGAUUCAAGACUUCAAACUGCUGCCUGCUCUGCUCCGUCUGCCUGCACACACCAAAGAUUCACUCUGAUUAUCAUUGUGCCAUAUUCAUUCAUCCUCUCUCCCUCUCUCCGUCCAUCCCUCUCUUCUUCUUCUUCUUCUUCUUCUUCUUUUUCUUCUUCUUCUUCUUUUCUCACUCUGUCCUGCUAUCACAUAAUUUAUGCAGUGUAUCUGAUUCCUCUUUGUUUUUUCCUUUUUUCAUCCUUUAAACUUGUGAAAGACUCAAGGCCAUACUGUACGUUGAUUUAGAGUUUUAUUUAAUUUGUUUGUUGCUAAGGUCUGUACAUAUUUUUUUUUUCUUAAUUUAUAUGGGUGA